This is a messenger RNA of Pedinophyceae sp. YPF-701, 456 nucleotides long. Lineage: Eukaryota; Viridiplantae; Chlorophyta; Pedinophyceae. The record is from the annotation of a GenBank genome assembly.
AUGGGCAGGAUUCGCGAUGCGACGCCCGGCGACCUGGACGUAGUGGUCGCGUUCAACAUGGCCAUGGCGAAGGAAACGGAGGACAUCACGCUGGACAAGAACGUCGUCACUCCAGGUGUCGCGGCCGUGCUCACCCCCAACAGCCCGCACGGCCGGUACUUUCUCCUGGAGGAGGACGGAAGAGUGGUGGCGCAGCUGAUGAUCACUCCGGAGUGGUCCGACUGGCGCAACGCGAGCAUGUGGUGGGUCCAGAGCGUCUACGUGGCGCCGGAGCACCGCCGCAGGGGGCACUUCAAGGCGUUGUAUCAGCACGUGAAGGAGGCGUGCAGAGCGGCGGGGGGCGGCGGGCUGCGGCUCUACGUGGACGACGAGAACACGCGCGCGCAGGAAACGUACCAGAAGCUGGGCAUGAAGUCGCACUACCGCCUGUUCGAAGACCUCAACACAGACUUCUAA